CUGUUGCUGCAUAGAAGCCGGUAACAAUUUCAGUUGUGGACAGCGCGUUAUAGCAUUGUCGACGUCAAAUUUCAUUCGGGUCCGCAACAAGUGAAGACGUCGACGUCUCGUUAAAAAACUUUUUUUUCCUACCUAAGGAUGUAUACAAAGUUAACCGAACCAAUCAAGAAAAUUGACGUAGUUCCGAGAGUUUUUAUAGUGCUUACAUCUGACAUUUCGUUCGUGCUUCAUAUUCCGUGCGUGAGAAAAAAACUGUUUAAUUGAAUAGUUGGAUGAGCUGGGUUCUGUAUACGUCCAGCUGCCCACUAACAUUCAGCUGGAACCUCCUCCGUCUUACCAACAAGAACUAAUAUGGAAGCUAACAUUGACAACCAGCCGAGAACUACCAAUGGCAAGCGACCAAGUUCAUACAGAAAAAAAAUCGUAACAUUGGUAAAAUGUCACACAAUGAGGUUUUUGUUUGAGGUCUUCUGCCCGGACUCAUCUAAGGCGGUGUGCUUUUCUUCUCACAACCGUUUAGUGACCAACAAAUUUAAUGAGCAGCUGCUUGAUCGUUAAUCGACCCGCUAUCCAGGGCUAUUGUGAUGUUAGAGUAAGUGUACUCAUCGACACGAAAUUAUGAGCAUAUCAGUGACAAACGGGCGUCUCUACCAUGAAAAUAUCAGUGAUUUCCCUUGCAACGAUUUCGAGGGAUGCGAUUUGGGAUUCUGCAAAGUCGGCAGGCUCCUUUCUCACUAUCGAGCUGAGAUAGGAGCUGUCAAGAACGGUCUCCCUACUAAGAAUGCCAUUUUGGGCUGUCCAAGUCCUGAUCUAUUAUUGCCCGCAUUGGAUGAAACCGAUUUUCCAACUAGUAACUUGUCUCUUGAUGAAGCGGAGAAAUUAAUAGAAUGCGUCUAUUGUUCAUUCGGAUUUUUCAGCCUAUUGGGAAAGAUGUGGAAGUUCGAACCCAGUUUUUUUGAUAUCGAUCCGUCACAUUUAUUUGCAUAUUUAACCAACGUUUGUAAUGAAUUCGGAAUCGACACGAUGUUUGUGGACUGUUCUACGCUGGAAAAAUGUAUUGAAAACUCGUCUCAGAAAAUUUGUAAAAAGCGGGACAUCCUUCUCAAUAACGAGCCAUCACCCAACAUCUGCAUGUGGUCUAGCCCAAUUGUUCCACGGGCUGAAGAACUAUGGGAGUCACUUUUGAGUCUGCCAUGGAAAAUGCCGAAUUCGGAGAGCCUGAUAAAAAAUGUUGAUUCGUUUCUUUCAGAAAUGAAAAAUGAAAUUGAGAAAAAAAAAUCAGUUGAGAUCGACGACGUUUUCGCACGAAUAAUAGCCAAUCAUGCGCCGCGAAGUGCCGCAGAGGAAGACGCGGAUGUGCAAUGGGAGCUGUUACAAUACGAAUACGCGUACGCAGCAGCGGGGUUACCUUUGCUUAAGACGGAUGAUGAGGAUGAAGAACCACCGGUGAAAAUUAGAAAACCGAAAAAUAAAAGGAGAAGAAGAAGAAAUGCAAAUAAUAAAAGGAGAAAGGUGGAAGUGCCUAUCAAAGUUCCAAUCGUAGAGCCAGAAAAAGAUUUACCGUUGGAUAAACCACGCACAGAGUCAGCAAUCGGUUUAAGCUGGGAGGAUUUCGAAAUCGGAAUGUCGCAAUUACCACCAUGCGAUUUGAUAAACUUGGAUAUGUUUUCCCCAGAGUCGCAAGAUGAGAUAGAAGUUGGAGACUUGUUAGGUGAAGAUGAGACAAAGGUUAGAGACGUGUCAGGUGAAGAUGAGACAAAGGUUAGAGACGUGUCAGGUGAAGAUGAGACAAAGGGUAGAGACGCCUCAGGUGAAGAUGAGGCAAGGAUUAGAAACGUCUUAGGUUUAGAUGUGACAAAGGUUAGAGACGACUCAGGUCAAGUUCUUACAAAGGAAGGAAAGAAAAAAUUCAUGGAAAAGGUCUGGAUCAAUUACGCAACUGCCAACGAUCACAGCUACGUUAAGGCCAUCGAGCUGCCAACAUAUAAUAUGGCGAGCUACGGAGUCGAUACACCAUCGGACUCAGAAGAGGACGAAAUUGAUGUGGUGUCAUGUUCGGCGACCAAACUUGCUAUCAUCCCACAAGCCCCCAUCAAGCCCAAGGAGUCACCCAGCAUAGAAUUCCACAAACACGUAUCUCCCUUGAAGAAUAAGACCAGCAUUAAAACCAUAAUGCCAGUAAAGACUGAAGAAGUUCCAGUUGCCUUGCCAGGUCCCAGUGGUCUAAGUAGUGGUAGUAAGGGACCCGCCAAAAUCGCCACAAUCGCCAAAAUCGCCACAACCGCCACAACCGCCAAAACUGCCGGUAACACUAAAGCUACUCGUGGUAAAAAACGUAAGCGAAAGCAGGGCGGAAGCAAAACUCCUGUAGAUAAACGGGACCAGCACAAUGAUAUGGAGCGGCAAAGACGAGUGGGUAUCCGAGUUGCUUAUGAUCACCUUAAGGAUCAAUUGCCUUACGACGUUCGAUCGAAAAAAUUAUCUAAAGUGAAUAUUUUGACCGAAUCUACAAAAUAUGCAAACUACCUGACCGCUACCGAAGCCCAGCUACAGGAGCAGAUAAAAUUACUUGAGAACGCGCAGAAGAAAAUGACUCUCGAGAAGGAGGAGCUCGUUAAAUCUUUGAAUCCGAAAGGUAUCCCUUUGUAAGAAAAGUUCCUAAAA
Molecule: messenger RNA, 2664 nt
Organism: Dendroctonus ponderosae (mountain pine beetle)
Lineage: Eukaryota; Metazoa; Arthropoda; Insecta; Coleoptera; Curculionidae
Exons: 4
Coding region: 619-2649 (676 amino acids)
Biological process (GO): regulation of transcription by RNA polymerase II
Molecular function (GO): RNA polymerase II cis-regulatory region sequence-specific DNA binding; DNA-binding transcription factor activity, RNA polymerase II-specific; protein dimerization activity
Source: RefSeq, a predicted model, not a curated record